Messenger RNA from Chelmon rostratus (copperband butterflyfish), 4252 nucleotides. RefSeq names its product myocardin related transcription factor Ab (gene mrtfab). The transcript has 20 exons. Gene Ontology annotation, biological process: smooth muscle cell differentiation. NCBI's taxonomy places the organism in Eukaryota, Metazoa, Chordata, Actinopteri, Chaetodontiformes, Chaetodontidae. The record is from RefSeq and is a predicted model, not a curated record. Bases 209 to 4003 code for a protein of 1264 amino acids.
UUCCUUUGUGAUUCGGAAGUGGUGGUGUGAUGCCAAAGCCGUUUAUCCUUACAGACACAACACACAAGUGGCGACCAUGAAAAAUCCGUUCAAAGCUCCGUCCUGCUGAAGUGGGAAAACGCCCCUUCCAAGAUUUAGUAAUACAGGUCUCUCCGUCACCCUGGCAACGCUACACCCACAGAAAGGGGAGGAGCCGAGUCCUGGCAGCAUGGAAGUCUCCGGGACGCCAGGCUUGGCCCCGAGCCCUCAGAGCGAGGCGGUCACCAGUGAGCUUCAGGAGCUGUCGCUUCAGCCCGCACCCGACCCGAUGCCUCUGCAGGAGAGAAAGAAUGUCCUCCAGCUCAAACUCCAGCAGAGACGCACUCGAGAGGAACUGGUCAGCCAAGGGAUCAUGCCACCACUGAAGAGCCCGGCGGCCUUUCACGAACAGCGGAGGAGUCUUGAGCGAGCAAGGACCGAGGACUAUCUGAAGAGGAAGAUCCGGAGUCGUCCUGAGCGCUCUGAGCUGGUCAGGAUGCACAUUCUGGAGGAGACGUCUGCAGAACCGUCCCUGCAGGCCAAGCAGCUGCAGCUGAAGCGAGCGCGACUGGCCGACGACCUCAACGACAAGAUCUCCCACAGACCAGGUCCCAUCGAGCUCGUUCACAAAAACAUCCUGUCCGUCAGCUGCCCUGUGCACUCCCCGCUGGAUUCUCCAAAGGGAGCCGGGGGAGAGAGCUCGUCUUUAGAUGAAGACAGCAGCGACGCUCCGUCACCAGACCAGCCAACCAAUCACGACUCUCCUCUGAGCGCCGUCCCUCAGCUGUCCCCCUCUGAUGCGCUCACCCAGAACGGGGACAUGUCCCCCCCACAGUUCAUUACGCAGUCCCCUCCUCCACCACCUCCUCCUCCUCAGGUGAAUGGGUCAGACUCCUCCCUAUUCCCAAAAGUGACAAAUGGGUUGACGGUGACCUCAACAAGCUCCCGUCCCUCCACUGGACAGGUCAAGUCCCAGGCUAAGACGACUUCAGACCGUCCUCCACAGAGACCUAAGAAACCAAAGGACAGCAAACCCAAGGUGAAGAAGCUGAAGUACCACCAGUACAUCCCUCCCGACCAGAAGGCAGACAAAGAGCGUCCGCCCCAGAUGGACUCGUCUUAUGCGAAGCUCCUCCACCAGCAGCAGCUCUUCCUGCAGCUGCAGAUCCUCAACCAGCAACAGCAGCACUACAACUACCACACCAUCCUGCCCGCCCCACCCAAGCCACCGAGUGAGCAGCCUCCCACAACCAACUCUGGCCCGUCCCCCUCCCGCACCGUUCCUACGACGACCACCCCAGCCCCCUCCAAUCAGAGCGGGACUUGUCGUCAGAGCCAACCUGCAGUGGGAGGAGCCAAACCAAGCUCUCUGCCUGCCAACCUGGAUGAGUUCAAAGUUGCUGAGCUGAAACAGGAACUGAAAUUGCGUGGUCUGACCGUGUCAGGCACCAAGAACGAUCUCAUCGAGAGGCUCCGCAACUACCAGGAGCAAAAUGGUGGCACCGCAGCGUUUGUGAAAAAUGGCAUCUCGCAGCCCAGCCAGCAGGGCGUGACCUCAGCUGCUAACGCCGUCGCAUGCUCUCCAACCACAAAUACCACCCCUGACCACCAAUCAGGAGAGGGUGGGUUUAAGGUUAAUUUGUCAUCACUGGCUCAGGUGGUUCCAGGGCGGGUCAUGCGAUUUGGCAGCACCAGCUCCAGCCCUCCAGUGUCCCCUACUCCAUCUGAAAGGUCGUUGGCUGGGAUGAGUCCAGAUGAGACGAGCUGUAACGGAGACAUGUUUGGAGAGAUGGUGAGCUCACCCCUGACCCAACUCACCCUCCACCCAUCUCCCCAGCACCCAUCAAACGUCUCCCCUCUCUCACAGUCUCUCUCCAAGGUCAAAGAGGAGAUCCAGACCUCAUGCAGCUUCUCUAGACCUUCCCCUGCCCCAUGUCAGCCUCCAGAGCCCCUACCUGGAGUAGCCAUGGACACUAUGGACAAGGACCAGAUGCUCCAGGAGAAGGACAAACAGAUCGAGGAGUUGACCAGGAUGCUGAGGCAGAAGCAGAGGCUGGUGGAGACCCUCAGGUCCCAGCUGGAGCAGGGCAAGAUGGCAGGUGGAAUGGUGCUGGAGAAGGAAGGAAGUGACAAGAGCAGAACAUCUCCAGAAGUCAAACUUCAAACUCUAAUAAAAGCCUCCGCCAUUCAGCCCCCCACUCUGCCUAACGGCGUCGUAGUGAAGGUGAAGAAGGAGGUGGAGACUGACCAGGAGAUGGACGGAAUAACAGAGGAGGCCCAGGCAAAGACACCAGCCCAACCGAUGCAGUGCUCUCAGGAGACUCUGCUCCGGCUGCAGCAGGUUCAUCGGCUGCAGAUUCAACAAGCUGAACAACAGAAACAGACGCUGCAGCAGAGCCAGGCGCAACUGCAGAAAGCGACAGAGGCUAAGACGAACCCUCAAAGACUACAACAGCAGAAGAAGGACUCCCAAGCACUGCUCCAUCAGCAGCAGCAACUGCAGCAACUUAUCAUACAGCAAACCCAACAGAAACAGCUCCAGGCCCAGCAGAAGUUAGCACAGCAGAAACUCGCCCAGCAGAAACUCAGUCAACAGAAGCUGGUGCAGCAGAACCAGCUCAAACAAACUCAAGGGCAUCAACAGAGCCAGCAGAAGAACCAGCCGCAGCUGAAGCAGGUUCAGGUGCAGAUCCAGAAGCCUGCAGUGAACCAAACCCAGCAGAGGAAGCCGCUGAAGGCUCAGCAUCGGCAGCAGCAGCAGAGGCAGCAGACGGCAGCUGUCACCACGCAACAGGUGGCUCCGGUCUUCAUCAACCAACAGAAUGGCACUCAGAUCCACACUCAGGCCAUUUCAUUAGACCUCCUCAAGGCAAAUGGCACGCCGACACUGGUUACUGACAGCAACGGCAACCACUACCUGAUCGCUCUCACCAGUAGCACCACAGAUGGACAGAACGGAGUGUCCUCAGCGGCCAAAACCAACGGACGCAUCACACUGCAGAGAUUGCAGUCGACUCCAAGUAAACUCCCCAGCACUGACAGCCAAUCAAAAGAGCAGCCAGAGGCCGAGCCCGUGAGCCAACCAAUCAGAAAGGGCCAGAAGGCGGGACUACACCUAGACACCAAUUGCGUGCCACAGACCAGCCUGUCAGUCACCGCUCCGCCCAAUCUGCAGCCUUUCUUUGACGACAUGUCAGACAGUGAAAGCCAAAGCAACUUCUCAUCCCUCAAGAGAGAGGAGGUGUGUCCGCCUUACGACCGGCACACACUGUUCACCCCUCCCUCUCCCAAAACCAACACCUCCCUUCCUACUCCGCGCUCCAAACAGGAGAAUGGCGUGAACAGUCAGCAGAUGGACGACCUGUUUGACAUCCUGCUGAAGAGUGGAGAAAUCCCCAGCUUCAAGGCCAACCCGGACCCCUCCCUCGCCCCCCUCCACUCUGACCCGCCCUCCCCAUCUUCUCCCCCGUCCCCCCUGCACCUCUCCCCUCCCACCCCCACAGAGCCCCUCGUCUCCCCUCAGCCCUCUGUGGGAGAGCCCUGCACAGGCAGCGGACGCCUGGAAGACUUCCUGGAGAGCACCACGGGCGCCCCGCUGCUGGGCGUGGAGCCCGACGGCGGCCUGACGCUGAUCGACGACCUUCACAGCCAAAUGCUGAGCACGCCCAGCAUCCUGGACCACCCUCCCUCUCCCAUGGACACGUCCGACCUGGGCUUCUCCCCACAUUCUACGGGACUGGACUUUGGCGACCCCACCUUGGACAGCAUGGACUGGCUGGAUAUCUCCAUGGUGGGGAGCUCCAGCGGAGGGAGCAGGGGCAGCGGAGUGGGGAGAGCAGGAGGAGGAGGAGGAGGCGGAGGAGGGGAAGCUGGCGACGGGGGGACGAGCCUGGCCCCGCUGGCGCCGCACACUCCGCCGAGCGUCUUCUCGGCCGAUUUUCUGGACAGCACGGACCUGCAGCUGCACUGGGAGUCGUGUCUGUAGCCCCGCGCACACAUGGACAUGCACUGGCUCACACUGUGUACAGGCUCCGUCUCUAUGUCAUGCACAUAUAGAAACCUUUUCUAUGCUGUCUCUACCACUGCGGGGGUCACUGGCACAUGCAAACACACACACACACACACACACACACACUUACACAGUUUGCCCUGUCUUUCACUGGCUGUUACUGUAUGCAAGGCGAGAUGAAAUAAGAAAGAAGCAUAGAAAUUAAAUUCAUAGAAAGGACUUGAA